Molecule: messenger RNA, 1325 nt
Organism: Lasiosphaeria miniovina
Lineage: Eukaryota; Fungi; Ascomycota; Sordariomycetes; Sordariales; Lasiosphaeriaceae
Product: rab GTPase
Exons: 4
Coding region: 202-852 (216 amino acids)
Biological process (GO): intracellular protein transport
Cellular component (GO): plasma membrane; early endosome; endocytic vesicle
Molecular function (GO): GTP binding; GTPase activity
Source: RefSeq, a predicted model, not a curated record
CUGCCAACCCUGAUCCCGUGGUUCACUCCACCGACACUCACUGCCCUCUGCUGCUACUUGCAUCACAUUCCGUCUCUGCAGCUGCCUACAUCGACGCAAAACACUGACGUCGACGCCGAUACCGAUCCUGACAGAAGUCGUCCGUCGUCCCGGCACGUCCAGCGCUGCCGUCCAUCUAAUAGACCAUCCGACGCCGCCGCCAUGGCAGCUCGAGGACCCCCUGGCGCGCGCGGCAUGGGAAACCGCUUUGCCCAGUUCAAGCUGGUGUUGUUAGGUGAAUCCGCCGUGGGAAAGAGCUCGAUAGUACUGCGGUUUGUCAAGGACCAAUUCGACUCGUAUAGGGAAUCCACCAUCGGCGCCGCCUUCCUGACACAGACCAUCUCGCUCGACGAAACCACGACAGUCAAGUUUGAGAUCUGGGAUACGGCCGGUCAGGAGCGGUACAAGUCGCUGGCGCCCAUGUACUACAGAAACGCCAACUGCGCGGUUGUGGUUUACGACAUUACGCAGGCCUCGUCGCUGGACAAGGCCAAGGCGUGGGUCAAGGAGCUGCAGCGCCAGGCCAACGAGAACAUCAUCAUCGCCCUCGCGGGCAACAAGCUGGAUUUGGUGACGGACGAGCCCGACAAGCGGGCCAUCACCGCCGAGGAGGCCGAGAGCUACGCCAACGAGGCCGGCCUGCUCUUCUUCGAGACGUCGGCCAAGACGGCCGAGAACGUCGCCGAGCUGUUUACCGCCAUCGCCAAGCGCCUGCCGCUCGACCAGAGCCCGCGGCUCGGCGGCCGGGGCGAGCGUGUCACCCUCGCUCCCGAGAGCGCCAACACGGAGGCGGGAGGACCGUGUGCCUGCUAAUCUGCUGCCGGGGACGGUGUGCUAGGGGGUGCUAGUGGCGGGUAUGCUGGUGCUGGGUGUGCUGGUGCUGGGUGUGCUGGUGCUGGGUGUGCUGGUCUGGGUGUGCUGGUGCUGGGUGUGCUGGUGCUGGGAUCGCGCGGCAUGCAUGUGAGUGAAGGCACGUGUCACUCGGAUUGGUAGAGGCGGGAGCCGGUCCACGACAGACGCGGACGGCCCGCUGGCAGCGUCGAUACACAUCUGGGCAGUGCGAUCUCGGAGUCACGGUGUACGAGGGCUGCGAGAAGCAGUGCCGUUUAAUACCUUUUCUUGAUGUUCUAGCCUGGUCGGGCGAGCGGGCUGGCCGCUUGCGUAUUUGCUGGCAAUCACGUUGUUGUACAGUAUGUGAUGGAGCAACAGCUUGAGGUCUGAUAAUUCUAAUCGAGCAUGCUCUUUAGCGGCGUAUCCGUUUACGAGUUUGCCGUUGUCUCCUGCAG